This is a messenger RNA of Nematostella vectensis (starlet sea anemone), 3668 nucleotides long. RefSeq lists its product as uncharacterized. The record is from RefSeq and is a predicted model, not a curated record. The transcript is spliced from 2 exons. Lineage: Eukaryota; Metazoa; Cnidaria; Anthozoa; Actiniaria; Edwardsiidae. The coding region runs from base 757 to 3357 and encodes 866 amino acids.
AGAGGUCAUACUAGCAUUUAUUUUAAAAACACAGUAUUAUUUCAUGAAAAUCCAGUUAUUAAUAAAGAAGGAAAAAAUCAUAAUAAACCUCUUUCGACUAGAUCCAUCGUAUGGCAGUUUGUCGUCCGCUGUACUCUGAACAGAAUGCAAAUUAAAAUUCUACUUAUUAUUUGAUUUACUUUCCGCUGUUGUUGUUGCAUAGCUGUCAACCCGAAUGGAAGAAAUCUUGUUAAAUUGGGUGAAUAUGUAAAACAAACCCAAGAGAGCCAAUGCGGGCGAAUACAAAAAAUGUAUAAACAUUCUCACAAAAAAAUUAGGCUUGUGAUGAAGUCCAAAAUCUUGUGACACCCGCCUAAUUCGGGUGAGUUGACAGCUAUGAUGUUGCUCCGUUAACCAGGAGGUAAAAUGUUAUUAUCACGCAUUCUUUUUAUCCUACAUAAAAAGUGUCGGUUCUUAUUCGGGUGAGCGUCGGAGUCACAUGAUAGCGAGGCUCGGCGUUCGGUCGCGUUUCAAAUUUGAUUGACUGGUCCUCAACAUGGCUGACUCUGCCCGUAAACUUUUCGUUUUCUCGCUUGUAGACCCGUGAAUUUGCACGCUAACGUGGAUAGGAUUUAUUUGUUUGAUGACUGAUUGUACUGUGAAGGUUUUGGGGACAUUUAGCGCUGUUUAUUGUGGUUGUGCACAUCGCGUGACGUGUUCGAAUCAUCGCGGUGUGUUUAUUCUGUCCCUCGUCUGAUAUGCGAUAUCUCAAGCAAAAUGAAUAGCAAAUCUUCGGGAGACACAGGAAUUAUAGACGUCGGACCAGAGCUUGCUGUUAUUGAACCGAAAGAAGGGGAGUCACCAGAGACUAGGACGGACAGAAUCCGUCGGUUGAAUCGAGAAAGGCAGCGUAGAAGGCGAAUGAAACUGAAAAUGUCACGCCACGACGAUCCAACGAUGGCGCCCGACGCGAGUAACGUUAACAUGAACUUAGACAACCUUGAAGGGUUCGACAACGCGGACCUCGAUCACACCGAUCAGUCAGGGAUAAACGUAAAAAGCGAGCAAGAAUUCGUCGAAGUUCACUUGCAGAAAAGCAGAAACCCUCGGCCAAGAAUUUCUAGAAGAAAACAGCCGUCGAAACAUGUGCCGGCGAGCGGAGAAAACGCUUCGGAAUCUACUAGCGAGUCGGCUAACAACGCCAUUACGGCGGCUUGUCACGGACAGCUCACAACAGGCGCAAGUAACGAACCCUCGCAAGAUACCUCCGAACAAAUCGCUGUUCUCGUAGUCGCAAGCGAAAUAGAAGUAUUCGGAGAAAACCCAAAUGUCUCAAAUGGAGGUGGGCAAGCUAAUGAGAGCUUAGAGGCUGAAGAAAAUGACGAAACAAUGGCUGAUACGAGCAAAGAUGAGAGCGAAGGUAGAAGUCCACGCAGAAAACGCAACAGCACAAACACCUCUGACGACGAGAUGACUGUCACUGUUCGCAGGGAGAAGCAGCGCGAGCUGAAAAGGAAGCAAAAAGAGCGAAUGACUCCUGACCAAGUAGAAGCUUUGAGAGCGAGAUAUCGAGAGUGGAGAAGGCGAAGAAAGGAAGUCAUGACACCCGAGCAACUUGAGAUUAUAAGACGCGGGAACCGUGAGCGCCAGAGAAGAAGGCGUGAACGGCUUGGAGUGAGAAAGCGUUUGGCAUCAAACCAAUUUCGCGGUGCUAGCGAUGCUGUUAUUCAGGGUAUUAAAAACUUGCAAGCUCAAGGAAAUUUGGGAGAGAUGGUUUCUAGCGUCGGCGAGUCACCAAAAGGGAGUGUUUCGGAUUUGAUGAACGCUACAGGUCUAGCUACCAUCGAUGACAAGACCGCAUCAAACACGUCAUUAGCUCCUAGUAUGGGAAUACCUAUUACAUCAGUAGCAAGCGACCUCCCUACUAUGGUGUCUACAAGUCAUCAUGCUUUAAAUGUGGCUCAAAAUACCACUGGAAACGCGCAAGCGAAUUCCCUCCCGGCCAUGACAACCGCCAUUACUAGUCAGCCUAUGACCUCAAGAAUUGUACCAUGUGGUACUAAUUUAGGCAUCCAAGGAAUGCCACCUGGGGCUUUUUUCCCAGGAAUGCCAAUGCCUGGUAUGCAAGGGGCUAUUUUCCCAGGUUUUCAGGUUCCAGUAACAGCUGGACAAGCUGGUGGAAUUACUGUAUCUGGAAAUCCAGGAACAAUGGUCACAACGAUACCUGUAUCUGGUAUGCCUGCCAUGCAAUCACAGAGCUCAUUUUUCACUGGGAUACCUGUCACAAGCACAGCUGCAAAUUCUCUAGGAUUCCAGCCAGGAAGCACACAGAAUAGUGUUCAUAUUGCUAAAGAAGGCCAAGUUCUGCAUAAUUUUCAAACUCUCUUGCCAAUCACACCACUCCAAGGAAUGCAAGGUGGCCAAGGGAUGACAUUUUUUACUCAACUACCAUUAACAGGGGCAGGCCAGUUGCAAGCAUUUCCAGAUCCAAAGUAUACAACUGCAAAUCAAGGAAAUUCUGGUCUCUUCCCCCAAGGAGUACAAAUUGUACAAGUUCCAAUGCAAACUGAAGUCCAAGCUGAAACACAAAAAGCAGUUGCUCAACCACAGGAAGCAGAGUCUUUAAAACCUAGAUCAAGGGGUAGGGCUAGAAAGCGCAACACAUCUGCAGCAGAAAUGCUAGCUAGUUUAAGCAACUAUGCCCCUCCUACCAGUACCCCUAUGGCUUCCAUGUUAUCAGCUCUAGCAUCAUCUGCAAGGGAUAGACUUUGCUUAGGAAACCAGGUGGCAGAUGAUGCAAAUACAAGUGGUGAAAAAAGCCUGACUGUGGUACAAUCUGAGGGGAAUGCUCCUGUCCUUAUUCAGGUCCCACAUAACCAGCCACAGAGUUACCCUGUUUAUAUGGGUCAGCAAGGAGACCCCUUUCCAGGUAGAACUAUGGCAUCUACCAUUGCUGGAACCCUCACUGUAAGUGCCAGUAGCGGCUCUUUGGCUGGAGGAGAGAGCCCAUCCAGUAUCCCCCAUAUGAAUACAUUUCUGACAACAAUGGGAGCGGAAAAUCAGUCUGCUCCAGAUGGGAACACAACAGAGAAAACCCCUGGUGAAGAGAUGCUGAAAGCUGAAAACCUGGACUCUGAUAAAAUCUCUGUUGCAGUUGCAACCGAUAAUAUUCAAAAAGAAACUAAAGGUACCAACACUGGGGGGACAUCUGAUGAGGCAAUGUCGAUAGGCACAAUGACAGACUCCUUGUUACGGUCUUCAGUGGCUACAAACACAGACAAACACAAUGCAGCUAGCAGUGAAGAUGUUCCUAAGGCGAUAGCAGCAGAGGAAGAGGAAAAGAGUUCUGCAGCAGCAGUCAUUGAAGGAACUGAUUAGACUUUGACAUUUAGCUUGAUUUGCCUGAGGUGUUGAACCAACAAAAGACUAAGGGAGCUAGUUGUUACUCCAUCAACCUCCUGCUGCUCGUGUAAAAAAGGUUCAUGAACCGUAGAUUGUAGUGUAGACCUUAAGAUAUGCAGAUGUGAUCUGCAGUUUGUAAAUACAUCAUGGCUUCGAAAAGCCAUGUGUAGAUUAUUUUUAACAUUGAUUUUCAUAGAUGAUUAGAUGUUUUCAUAAAGGUAUUGUAACAGGUUGUUCAACAUUAAGGUUUUAGGAUGUGAACAGUAAAAUGUUGUUUCAAAUCUGAA